AUGGAGAAAUUACCAAAUGAAUUGUGGCAAAUAAGUUUUAGCUAUUUGCACGGUAUAGAAAUCCUGUAUUCGUUUCACAAUUUAAAUAUACGUUUCGAACAACUUAUUAAACCAUAUGUUAGUAAUGUUGAUCUCAGUGAUAUCUCCUAUAAAUCAUUCAAACAAAUUAACGACCAGAUUUUUCCACAAUAUACAAAUCAAAUCCGUUCAUUAACAUUAAAAAAUCGUUUUCAAUUAUAUUUAUUCAAUGAAUUUUGUGAACAACAAUUGUCACCAACGAAAAUAUUACAAAAUACUCGUUCUUAUAGGCACAAUAGAAACAUAAAGAAACAAGAGCAACGAACGUUAAGUAACAAAAUCAAAUCAUGUUUUCAAUUACCGAAAAAUCUACGACGCUUAACAUUAAUUGAUGAUCGCCAUCGUGAAAUUAUUCAUGAUUGCUGUAGUUGCGGUUUUGAUGAUGAAUCACCUACACCAAUCGAUUUUAAUUUUGAACAAAUACCACCAGAAUUCUGUACUCAUUUAAAAGAACUUCAUGUCUUUGCAUAUUUUGAUUUGAAUCGAACACUCGAACAGAUCGCAUCACAUUCACAACUACCAGUGAGUUUAACACACUUAACACUAAUACGAGCGAAUGGUGGUGGGAUUCAAACGACAACAAAUAUGAUAAUGCCAAACAUAAAAUCGUUAACCAUUCAGUUAUCUGGUUUACAAGCUGUGUUUCCUUUUUUUCGUAUUAUGACUAAUUUAAAUGAACUAAACGUAUCUAUUCUUACUAAUAAUGAUCUAUUCAGUACAUUUCUUAAUGAUGCUGAUGAUUCGACAAAUGAAGACGUAAAUUUUCAAAUUCCUAGUUCAUUAACUAAAUUACAUUUAGAAUCAGUACGAUCAAGUCGCGAUCGUUUUUCCCCAAAAUAUCAAGAGAUAAAAAAAUUUCUCUUCUUAUUUAAACAUCAAUUACAAUCCCUUAGUUUAAUAGUAUUCAAUAGUCGUGACAAAGAAUUUGCCAAUCUAAAUGGAUUUCAAAAUAAUUUUUCUCAUCUUAAAUCGUUUCAAUAUUAUAUUCACACAAAUCAAUGCCCAACUGAUUUCAAUCAGUGUGUUAAAAAAUUACCUAAUGGUGCAUACGAACUUUACACACCAAAACAUCGACCCAGCAGUUUUACACUUAAUAAUAGACGACGGAUGCAACAUAGAGGAGAUAUUCGCGAAAUGUGCUACGACAAUUUAACUGCUCUUACCCUAGACGACAAUACUACACUGAAAAAGGUACAAAUCGCACCUAAAUUACGCAACCUAAUUGAAAUUAACUAUUUGAUCACUGCUGACUGGAAACUAGACGGAUAUGAUCCUGAAUGCUUACAUAAAGUACUGAGUCUAUCACCAAAUAUGAAGAUGUUUAACAUCGAUGGCGAAACUUCUCAACAAGUUAUUUCUAUACUCAAAGUUCUUCCGAUUUCUUCACUGAAAAAUUUUACACAUUUGCUAGUGCGAUUCGAAGAAACGGCAUUCGAUUCUAGAUUUCUUAUUGAGUUAGCUCGAAUUAUUUCAUCAAAAAAUAAUUUAAAAUAUCUUUACAUACAUUGUUUUGGUUCGAAAUAUUCACAGAACAGUACGAACCCAUUUCUAUCAACGACAAUGAUGGAUCAUGUGGAAAAAUAUUUUCAUAAUCUAAUUCAUUUAGAUUUAUCAAUAUCCAGAAAAAGUAUACGACAAGAACAAGCAUAUAACAGAUUUAAAGUAUGGUUGCAUCAACAUAAUAAUCAAUUUAUGACAUUGGUUACUUUGAAUGAUUCAAAAACGGAAACAAAAUUAACACUAUGGCGAUGA
Molecule: messenger RNA, 1830 nt
Organism: Rotaria socialis
Lineage: Eukaryota; Metazoa; Rotifera; Eurotatoria; Philodinida; Philodinidae
Source: the annotation of a GenBank genome assembly